UUGAAAUUGUCUUCUCCAUGUUUGUUUUCUUCUUCAAAUAUAGUCAAAGGGGAAGGGAGGUGAUGAUUCUUAUGUGAUUUUCUCUACUCUAUGCUAUAUAUAAAUCACCACCAACAGUCUUCAUCUUGUCACCCACCAUGGAGAAACACUUCCUUCUUUUGAUUUCUCUUGUAUUUUCUUUUACUUUGUUUCAUGUAUGUCUGGCCUCUACUGCAGGAACCCUUGAUGGGUCUGAAUACUGGGGCUACGUCGAAGUUCGACCUAAGGCACACCUGUUUUGGUGGCUUUAUAAAAGCCCUUAUAGAGUGGAAGAUCCAUCAAAACCAUGGCCAAUUAUUCUAUGGCUCCAAGGAGGACCAGGAGGCUCAGGUGUUGCAUUUGGAAAUUUCUUGGAGAUAGGACCCCUGGACAGCAAUUUGAAGCCCAGGAAUUCCACAUGGCUCCACAAAGCUGAUCUCUUAUUUGUGGAUAGUCCAGUGGCUACAGGAUUUAGUUAUGUUGAAAAUGAGACUUUGGUGGUUAGGACUGAUGAAGAAGCAGCAACUGAUUUAACUACCUUAUUGAAGGAGCUCUUCAAUAGAAAUGAGACCCUUCAAAAGAGUCCGUUGUAUAUAUUUGCAGAGUCCUAUGGAGGAAAAUUUGCCGUCACUCUUGGGAUUUCUGCUUUUCAAGCCAUUGAAGCAGGGGAAUUAAAGCUUCAACUGGGAGGAAUUGCUCUGGGAGAUAGCUGGAUUUCACCUGAAGACUUUGUGUUUUCAUGGGGACCUUUACUUAAAGACCUAUCAAGAAUGAGCAGCAAUGGAUUAAACAUCUCAAACAGUCUUGCUUUGAAGAUUCAGCAGCAGCUUGCUGAAGGUGCAUAUGUAAAUGCUACAUCAACAUGGAGUGAACUUGAGAGUGUUGUUCUUGACUAUAGUAACAAUGUGGACCUGUAUAACUUCAUGCUUGAUUAUGAGAAUGAUCCAGUGGUGGGGAUCUCCAAAGAAAGAUCAAAAGGACUUUCCAAAGAUAGGUACUCAAUGUAUGUUGAGGCAAGGUUUUAUAGAUCAGCUGGUGCCACAGCAGGGAGUAGCAGUGACCUGUACAGCUUGAUGAAUGGGCUUAUCAAAAAGAAGCUCAAGAUUAUUCCUCGCAAUGUCACGUGGGGAGGACAAAACGGCUUAGUUUUUCCGGCUUUACAUGGUGACUUCAUGAAGCCUAGAAUCCAAGAGGUUGAUGAGCUCUUAGCCAAAGGUGUAAGAGUUAUCAUAUACAAUGGGCAGCUUGAUCUCAUAUGUUCAACCAAGGGAGCAGAAGCAUGGCUUAAUAAACUCAAAUGGGAUGGCUUGAAAAAUUUUCUAAGUGUGGAUCCUACUCCUUUGUAUUGCAAAGGUCACAAUUCCACCACCAAAGCCUUCACAACCUCAUACCAAAACUUGUCUUUCUAUUGGAUUCUUGGAGCUGGCCACUUUGUCCCAGUUGAGCAGCCAUGCAUUUCUCUGCAGAUGGUGGGGACUGUUACCCAAUCACCCAAUAAUUCUUAGAGCUUAGUUUAAUUUGUAUAAUUAUGGAAUUUGAUGGCAUAGCCAGAGAGAAUCCCAUGACCUUUUGAUUUCAUUUGUUCGCUAAAUUAUAUAAGAAAUUUAGCUCAAAUUUUACUAAUCGAGACUCAUAAU
Manihot esculenta (cassava) is the source of this 1655-nucleotide messenger RNA. RefSeq names its product serine carboxypeptidase-like 51. Gene Ontology annotation, molecular function: serine-type carboxypeptidase activity. Gene Ontology annotation, biological process: proteolysis. The transcript is spliced from 13 exons. Bases 138 to 1523 code for a protein of 461 amino acids. The record is from RefSeq and is a predicted model, not a curated record. NCBI's taxonomy places the organism in Eukaryota, Viridiplantae, Streptophyta, Magnoliopsida, Malpighiales, Euphorbiaceae.